CGGCAUGCUUGUGUAAAUCCGCUGUUUGAGUUUUCAAGUGCGUCAUUUCAUAUAUCCUGUCAUGGCGGCUUUGCUUGUGAAGAAGUGCGCGUCACCGCUAAUUCUCAAAACGCUUUCAGCUCCUCAGUUGUGGAUACAAUGUGGGUAUCACAAAAAGGUUGUGGACCACUAUGAGAACCCAAGAAAUGUAGGGUCUUUGGAUAAAAAUGCCAAGAAUGUGGGCACAGGGCUGGUUGGUGCCCCUGCGUGUGGAGAUGUGAUGAAACUGCAGGUCGAGGUGGAUGAGGCUGGGAAGAUUGUGAAUGCCAAGUUCAAAACCUUUGGCUGUGGUUCUGCUAUUGCUUCCAGUUCAUUGGCUACUGAGUGGGUUAAAGGCAAAUCUAUUGAUGAAGCCCUAAAGAUAAAAAACACUGAGAUUGCUAAGGAGCUUAGCCUUCCACCGGUCAAACUGCACUGCUCAAUGCUGGCUGAGGAUGCCAUUAAAGCAGCUUUGGCAGACUACCGUCUGAAGCAGGAAGGUGAACCGGGUGAGAAGACUACCAUGGCCCGCAACUAGGAGGCGCACUUGAUCCUCUAUUGUAAUAAAUCUCAGCGUUUGGGGUUGGAUCACCAUUUAAUGUCCAAUGUAAAAUCUAGCUCUGGAAACAAAACCAGUUGAGAACCAUUGCUCUUUAUCUUCCCUGUGAGUUUAGACCAAAGCUCUCCAACUCUUGCACUGUAGCCAGUCUUUUAAACGCACAAUGUGAAAGUACUGACCAAUAUACUGUUAAAGUCCAAGCCAUAUUUGUUAAGAUAUGUUGAUGUAGUGAAAAAGAGUGUAAGUGGUUUCACUUGCUAGCUGAACACGCACACAAAUUAUUGUAUUGUAUUUAUUGUAUUAUUUUAGUUUUUAAGGAACAAAAAUGUUAUUGUCAUGAUGAUGCUGGGCUUUUAUUUGAUGACAUCCAUACUCUAAAUAAAGCAUGUGUAAACCUCA
Messenger RNA from Cyprinus carpio (common carp), 976 nucleotides. RefSeq lists its product as uncharacterized. The record is from RefSeq and is a predicted model, not a curated record. Gene Ontology annotation, cellular component: mitochondrial matrix; cytoplasm. Lineage: Eukaryota; Metazoa; Chordata; Actinopteri; Cypriniformes; Cyprinidae. Gene Ontology annotation, molecular function: ferrous iron binding; 2 iron, 2 sulfur cluster binding. Gene Ontology annotation, biological process: intracellular iron ion homeostasis; iron-sulfur cluster assembly.